This is a messenger RNA of Megalops cyprinoides (Indo-Pacific tarpon), 9421 nucleotides long. It is a transcript of the gene nbeab, whose product is annotated as neurobeachin b. Bases 226 to 9087 code for a protein of 2953 amino acids. Gene Ontology annotation, biological process: intracellular protein localization. Gene Ontology annotation, molecular function: protein kinase binding. Gene Ontology annotation, cellular component: cytosol; membrane. The transcript is spliced from 58 exons. Lineage: Eukaryota; Metazoa; Chordata; Actinopteri; Elopiformes; Megalopidae. The record is from RefSeq and is a predicted model, not a curated record.
AUACCCGUUUCGCUGAGCGUUUUUGCGAGAUAAGAGUGGUUCCAAUCAGUAUGCAUUUGUAUGCACUCGCGAGUGGACAGUGUGGAUUUUAACGGAAAGGAGGAUUUUACCCUGUUAUUCCAGAAUUUUCUUUUUUUUCCUCUCUCAUUGAUGCUUGUGCAUAGUCAGUGGUAUAGCUAGCUACAGCAGGUGAGACCGCGGCCGCUCCUUUGGAUUCGGGUGGAAAUGGCGAGCGAGAAACCGGUUUCAGCACCGGGUUCGGUAUCGCUCUCGGACCGAGAACCACCCUCAGGUCAUGGGCAACAAGGGGCAUCUGGCUCUGGUACUGGUGAAAUGAUGGUAUCGGGUUCGGGCUCGAUGGUCCUGCCGGCCGGGGUGAUCAAUCCCUCGGUUCCGAUCCGGAAUAUCAAGAUGAAAUUCGCCGUUCUCAUCGGUCUGAUCCAGGUCGGGGAGGUUAGCAACAGAGACAUUGUCGAGACGGUUCUCAAUCUGCUGGUGGGUGGCGAGUUUGACCUGGAGAUGAACUUCAUCAUCCAGGACGCGGAGAGCAUCGCCUGCAUGGUGGAGCUCCUGGAGCACUGUGAUGUGACCUGCCAGGCGGAGAUCUGGAGCAUGUUCACGGCCAUUCUGCGCAAGAGCGUGCGGAACCUGCAGACCAGCACCGAGGUGGGCCUCAUCCAGCAGGUGCUGCUCAAGAUGAGCUCCGUGGAUGACAUGAUCGCAGAUCUGCUGGUGGACAUGCUGGGAGUGAUGGCCAGCUACAGCAUCACGGUCAAGGAGCUGAAGCUGCUCUUCAGCAUGCUACGAGGGGAAAACGGCGUGUGGCCCAGGCAUGCGGUCAAGCUGCUGUCGGUGCUCAAUCAGAUGCCCCAAAGACACGGCCCUGACACCUUCUUCAACUUCCCAGGACGCAGCGCCGCCGCCAUUGCUUUACCUCCCAUUGCUAAGUGGCCUUAUCAGAAUGGUUUUACUCUCAACACCUGGUUCCGAAUGGAUCCCCUGAACAAUAUCAACGUAGACAAGGACAAACCAUAUCUUUACUGCUUUCGCACUAGCAAAGGAGUUGGGUACUCUGCACAUUUUGUGGGCAACUGCUUGAUAGUGACAUCACUGAAGUCCAAGGGCAAAGGGUUCCAGCACUGUGUGAAGUACGACUUCCAGCCUCGGAAGUGGUACAUGAUCAGUAUCGUUCACAUUUACAACCGAUGGAGGAACAGUGAGAUCCGGUGCUAUGUCAACGGUCAGCUGGUUUCCUACGGCGACAUGGCGUGGCACGUCAACACCAAUGAUAGUUAUGAUAAAUGCUUUCUGGGGUCUUCGGAGACGGCGGACGCUAACAGAGUGUUCUGCGGACAGCUAGGAGCCAUCUACGUGUUCAGUGAAGCGCUGAAUCCGGCCCAGAUAUUUGCAAUACAUCAGCUGGGGCCCGGCUACAAGAGCACCUUCAAGUUCAAAUCGGAGAGCGACAUCCACCUGGCUGAGCACCACAAGCAGGUGCUGUACGACGGCAAGCUGGCCAGCAGCAUCUCCUUCACCUACAACGCCAAGGCGACCGACGCCCAGCUCUGCCUGGAGUCAUCACCCAAGGAGAACCCUUCCAUUUUCGUCCACUCGCCCCACGCCCUCAUGCUGCAGGAUGUGAAGGCCAUCGUCACGCACUCCAUCCACAGUGCCAUCCACUCCAUCGGGGGCAUCCAGGUGCUGUUCCCCCUCUUCGCCCAGCUGGACUACCACCAGCAGAACGACAGCCAGGUGGAGACCACCGUGUGUGCCACACUCCUGGCCUUCCUGGUGGAGCUGCUCAAGAGUUCAGUGGCCAUGCAGGAGCAGAUGCUCGGAGGAAAGGGCUUCCUGGUGAUUGGCUAUCUCCUGGAAAAGUCAUCUAGGGUCCACAUCACCAGGGCAGUGCUGGAGCAGUUCCUGUCCUUCGCCAAGUACCUGGACGGCCUGACCCAUGGGGCACCCCUGCUGAAGCAGCUGUGUGACCACAUCCUGUUCAACGCGGCCAUCUGGAUCCACACGCCCGCCAAGGUGCAGCUGUCCCUGUACACAUACCUGUCGGCGGAGUUCAUCGGCACGGCCACCAUCUACACCACCAUCCGGCGGGUGGGGACUGUGCUGCAGCUCAUGCACACUCUCAAGUACUACUACUGGGCCAUCAACCCUGUGGACAGCAGCGGCAUCACCCCCAAAGGCCUGGAUGGACCCCGGCCGUCUCAGAAGGAGAUCAUAUCCCUGCGCGCCUUCAUGCUGCUCUUCCUCAAGCAGCUCAUCCUCAAGGAUCGAGGGGUGAAGGAGGAUGAACUGCAAAGCAUCUUGAACUACCUAUUAACAAUGCAUGAGGACGAGAACAUCCAUGAUGUGUUGCAGCUCCUCGUCGCUCUCAUGUCUGAACAUCCCGCCUCCAUGAUCCCAGCCUUCGACCAGAGGAACGGGAUACGGGUCAUCUACAAACUGCUGGCAUCUAAGAGCGAGAGCAUUCGGGUUCAAGCACUCAAGGUCCUGGGCUAUUUCCUUAAGCACCUGGGUCACAAGAGGAAGGUGGAGAUCAUGCACACACACAGCCUCUUCACGCUCCUGGGAGAGAGGCUGAUGCUGCACACCAAUACUGUGACUGUCACCAGCUACAACACGCUGUACGAGAUUCUGACAGAGCAGGUGUGCACGCAGGUGGUGCACAAGCCCCAUCCGGAACCAGACUCCACGGUCAAGAUCCAGAAUCCAAUGAUUCUUAAGGUGGUGGCCACUCUGCUGAAAAACUCCACACCCAGCGCGGAGCUGAUGGAGGUUCGCCGUCUCUUCCUAUCAGACAUGAUCAAGCUAUUCAGCAACAGCCGGGAGAACAGGCGGUGUUUGCUCCAGUGUUCUGUGUGGCAGGACUGGAUGUUCUCGCUGGGGUACAUCAACCCCAAGAACUCGGAGGAGCAGAAGAUCACAGAGAUGGUCUACAACAUCUUUCGCAUCCUCCUCUACCACGCCAUCAAGUACGAGUGGGGGGGCUGGCGUGUCUGGGUGGACACGCUCUCCAUAGCACACUCUAAGGUGACAUACGAGGCCCAUAAGGAGUACCUGGCGAAGAUGUAUGAGGAGUACCAGAGGCAGGAGGAAGAGAACAUCAAGAAGGGGAAGAAGGGUCUGGUGAGCACCAUCUCGGGCCUGUCCGCCCAGGCCUCGGCCAUCAAGGGCGCCAUCGAGAUCCGCGAGAUCGACGACAACUCCCAGACGCAGACGCCCGAGAGCGAGGCCGACUACUCAGAGAGCGCCGACUCGCGCAACCUGCUGGCGGAGGUGAAGGGCCCCGAGGAGGCGCUGGGAGGGGCGGAGCGGACGGUCGCCGGGGUGCGGGUGGAGGUGCACGACCUGCUGGUGGACAUCAAGGCGGAGAAGGUGGAGGCCACCGAGGUGAAGCUGGACGACAUGGACCUGUCCCCGGAGACGCUGGGCGUUGCAGAGAACGGGGCGCUGGUGGAGGUUGACUCGCUGCUGGACAAUGUCUACUGCGCCGCCGUGGAGAAGCUCAACGGCAAUGUCAACGGCACGCUGGCGCCCAAGGAGAGCACUGAGGACAAGAACACGGGCCCACUCAUCACGCUGGCCGACGAGAAGGACAGCGUGCCCAGUGGCAGCAGCUUCCUGUUCGGGAAGGUGGGUGGCGGCCCCGACGACAAGCUGCUGCCCAAGCUGACGCCCGCCGAGCCGCUGGUGCUGCCCAGCCCCGAGCCCCAGGUCCACACCAGCGCCAGCGACGACCUGGGCCUGCUGGCGCACAUGACAGGCAGCUCCGACCUGGCCUCGCCCCCCAGCAUCCUGGAGGACAGCGAGUUCAAGCUGCAGACGGCACUGGAGGACAUCAGCGCCAUCGCUGAGGCCGAGUCUACCGCCACCGCGGCCCCCAAGGGCAUCGAGUGUGGCGAGGAGGGCGCUGUGGGCCCCGACGGAGACCCCUCCGCCGCCAAGAUGGGGGGCGGCGCCGACGCCGCCAGCACCAUCUCCGACACGGAGCGGUCCGAUGACGGCAAGGACAAGGAGAUCAAGAAGAUCCAGACCACUGCCACCACGCAGUCUCUGCACGGGCGCUCUGGCAGUCAGAUGGAGCGGGACCUGCGGGUGGACCUGGGUUUUCGGGGCAUGCCCAUGACGGAGGAGCAGAGGAGGCAGUUCAGCCCGGGCCCGCGCACCACCAUGUUCCGUAUCCCAGAGUUCAAGUGGUCACCCAUGCACCAGCGGCUGCUCACCGACCUGCUCUUCGCCCUGGAGACGGACGUCCACGUCUGGAGGAGCCAUUCAACCAAAUCAGUGAUGGACUUUGUGAACAGCAACGAGAACAUCAUUUUUGUACAUAAUACGAUCCACCUCAUUUCUCAAAUGGUCGACAACAUUAUCAUCGCCUGUGGAGGGAUACUGCCCCUGCUGUCUGCAGCCACCUCUCCUUCUAGUUCUAAGGUUAGUACCCAUGCUACGGAGCUGGAGAACAUCGAGGCGACGCAGGGCAUGUCCUCUGAGACGGCCGUCACCUUCCUCAGCCGCCUCAUGGCCAUGGUGGACGUGCUGGUGUUCGCCAGCUCCCUCAACUUCAGCGAGAUCGAGGCCGAGAAGAACAUGUCCUCCGGGGGACUCAUGCGGCAGUGUCUCAGAUUAGUGUGUUGUGUGGCAGUUAGGAACUGCUUGGAGUGCAGGCAGAGACAGAGGGACAGGACGACCAAGUCCUCCCUCCCUAACAGCAAGACCCAGGAGAACCUGCAGAGUGCACCGUCUGCCAGCAAGACUACCAUAGAGAAUGUCCCCAGUAACCUUUCUCCCAUCAAGGACCCAGACAGGCUUCUGCAGGAUGUGGACAUCAAUCGUCUGCGCGCCGUCGUUUUCCGCGACGUGGACGACAGUAAGCAGGCCCAGUUCCUGGCGCUGGCCGUGGUCUAUUUCAUCUCCGUCCUGAUGGUGUCCAAAUACCGGGACAUCCUGGAGCCCCAGCGCGAGAUAGCCAGGACCAGCAGCCAAUCAGGGAGGAGCAUCCGGCAGGAGAUCAACUCACCCACCAGCACCGAGAACCCCACGGUGUUUGCGGAGAGCGGCAAGGAGAACCCAGCGCCCAUGGAGGACCUGCACAUUGAGAGCUCGCUGCCGCACACGGACUCGGGCAUUGGUGAGGAGCAGGUGUCCAGCGUGCUGAACGGGGCGGACCUGGAGCAGAGCGCGGGUGGGCCAGACGCCAUGAGCGAGCUGCUCUGCACCCUCUCCUCCGAGGUCAAGAAGUCCCAGGAGAGCCUGGCCGAGUCUCCCAGCGUGGAGGUGCUGAAGCCCGCCUCCUCCAUCUCCAGCAUCUCCCAGGGCAACAAGGGCAUCAACGUCAAGGAGAUCCUCAAGAGCCUGGUGGCUACGCCCGUGGAGAGCACUGACGCCGGCCCCGAGCCCUUGCCCUACCCCGACCCAGCCGUCAAAGCGCAGGCCCAGGCAAUCCUGCCCAUGCAGUUUCACUCCUUCGACAGGAGCGUGGUGGUCCCGGUGAAGAAGCCCCCUCCGGGCAGUCUGGCGGUCAACACGGUGGGCAACGCCAGCACCACGGGGGGCCUCGCCUCUGGCAGCACGCCCAACAUCUUCGCCGCUGCCUCAGCCACUCCCAAAAGCAUGAUUAACACUACAGGUGCCACAGACUCUGCCUCCUCCUCAUCCUCCUCUUCCUCCAGCUUUGUCAACGGAGCCACCAGCAAAAACCUGCCGGCCGUGCAGACGGUGGCACCCAUGCCCGAGGACACCGUGGAGAACAUGAGUGCCUUUUGCGAAGUGGACCAGUGUCCACUCCGACCCGGGCUGACACCGCCAGAACUCAAACCCUUUAGCUCCCUGGCAGGAGUCCAGGCAGCCCCCAGAGGUGCAGGCCAGUGUCAUAGUAUCACCACUAAGCUGGAGCGCGCCCUGGAGAAGGUGGCGCCCCUGCUGAGGGAGAUCUUCGUGGACUUUGCCCCCUUCCUGUCGCGCACACUGCUGGGCAGCCAUGGCCAGGAGCUGCUCAUAGAAGGUACAGGUCUGGUGUGUAUGAAGUCCAGCACUUCAGUGGUGGAGCUGGUCAUGCUGCUUUGUUCCCAGGAAUGGCAGAAUUCCAUUCAGAAGAACGCAGGCCUGGCCUUCAUCGAGCUCAUCAACGAGGGAAGGCUCCUGUGUCACGCCAUGAAGGACCACAUCGUGCGUGUGGCCAACGAGGCAGAGUUCAUCCUCAACAGACAGCGGGCCGAGGAUGUGCACAAGCAUGCUGAGUUCGAGUCCAACUGCGCGCAGUAUGCCGCCGACAGGAAGGAAGAGGAGAAGAUGUGUGAUCACCUGAUCAGCGCUGCCAAGCACAGAGACCAUGUGACCGCCAACCAGCUGAAGCAGAAGAUCCUCAACAUCCUGACCAACAAGCACGGGGCCUGGGGGACCCUCUCGCAAAGCCAGCUGCAUGACUUCUGGCGCCUGGACUACUGGGAGGACGACCUUCGGAGGAGGCGGAGAUUCGUACGCAAUGCCUUCGGCUCCACCCACUUGGACAUCACGCUCAAGGCGUUGGAGGACUACGGUACAGAGGAAGACGACGUGGUCAAGUCCAAGAAGGGUUUCCGCAGCCAAUCGGUGGUCAGCCAGAACCCCGAGACGGAGCUGAUGCUGGAGGGAGAUGACGAUGCCGUCAGUCUGCUGCAGGAGAAAGAGAUCGACAAUCUGGCAGGCCCCGUGGUCCUGAGCACCCCGGCUCAGCUCGUGGCCCCCGUCGUCGUAGCUCGAGGGACGCUCUCCAUCACCACAACCGAGAUCUAUUUUGAGGUGGAUGAAGAUGACCCCGCCUUCAAAAAGACUGACGCCAAAGUCUUGGCGUACUCUGAAGGCCUGCACGGGAAAUGGAUGUUCAGCGAGAUCCGCGCUGUCUUCUCCAGACGGUACCUGCUGCAGAACACUGCCCUGGAGGUCUUCAUGGCCAACAGAACCUCUGUCAUGUUCAACUUCCCCGACCAGGCCACCGUCAAGAAGGUGGUCUACAGUUUGCCGCGGGUGGGCGUCGGCACCAGCUAUGGUUUGCCACAGGCCAGGCGGAUCUCGCUGGCCACACCGCGCCAGCUCUUCAAGUCCUCCAACAUGACGCAGCGCUGGCAGAGGCGGGAGAUCUCCAACUUCGAGUACCUGAUGUUCCUCAACACCAUCGCAGGGCGGACCUACAACGACCUGAACCAAUACCCCGUCUUUCCCUGGGUCCUCACCAACUACGAGUCGGAAGAGCUGGACCUCACCCUCCCAGGCAACUUCAGAGACCUCUCGAAGCCUAUCGGAGCACUGAAUCCCAAGCGUGCCGUGUUCUAUGCCGAGCGCUACGAGACUUGGGAGGACGACCAGACGCCCCCCUACCACUACAACUCCCACUACUCCACAUCCAUCUCCACACUGCGCUGGCUCGUCAGGAUAGAACCCUUCACCACCUUCUUCCUCAACGCCAACGACAACAAAUUUGACCACCCUGACCGCACCUUUUCUGCCAUCGCCCGCUCCUGGAGGAACUGCCAGCGAGACACCUCUGACGUCAAGGAGCUGAUCCCCGAGUUCUACUAUCUCCCAGAGAUGUUCGUCAACAGCAAUGGCUACGAUCUCGGGGUGCGGGAUGACCGGACACCUGUGUGCGACGUGGACCUGCCUCCAUGGGCGAAGAAGCCGGAGGACUUUGUUCGGAUAAACAGGAUGGCCCUGGAAAGCGAGUUUGUGUCGUGUCAGCUCCAUCAGUGGAUUGACCUUAUUUUCGGCUACAAGCAGCGAGGCCCGGAGGCGGUGCGCGCCCUCAACGUCUUUCACUACCUGACAUACGAGGGCUCCGUCAACCUGGACAGCAUCACAGACCCCCUGCUGCGAGAGGCUAUGGAGGCGCAGAUUCAGUGCUUUGGACAGACGCCAUCUCAGUUGCUUAUCGAGCCACAUCCGCCACGCAGCUCCGCCAUGCACCUGUGUUUCCUUCCACAGAGUCCUCUCAUGUUCAAGGACCAGAUGCAGCAGGACGUCAUCAUGGUGCUCAAGUUCCCCUCCAACUCUCCCGUCACCCACGUCGCCGCCAACACCCUGCCGCACCUCACCAUCCCCGCCGUGGUCACUGUCACCUGCAGCCGGCUCUUCGCCGUCAACCGCUGGCACAACACUGUUGGUCUCAGGGGAGCUCCAGGAUAUUCACUGGAACAGGCCCAUCACCUUCCCAUCGAGAUGGACCCUCUAAUUGCCAAUAACUCUGGGAUGAAUAAAAGACAAAUCACAGACCUUGUGGACCAGAGCAUCCAGAUCAACACGCACUGUUUUGUGGUGACGGCGGACAACCGCUACAUCUUGGUGUGUGGAUUCUGGGACAAGAGCUUCCGCGUCUAUUCUACUGAGACAGGCAAACUGACCCAGAUCGUGUUCGGACACUGGGACGUGGUGACGUGUCUGGCCCGGUCCGAGUCCUACAUCGGGGGCGACUGCUACAUCGUGUCGGGGUCCAGGGACGCCACGCUGCUGCUGUGGUACUGGAGCGGGCGACACCACAUCAUCGGAGACAAUCCCAACAACAGUGAUUACCCUGCGCCCCGGGCUGUCCUGACCGGUCACGACCAUGAGGUGGUUUGCGUGUCCGUCUGCGCGGAGCUGGGCCUGGUCAUCAGUGGUGCCAAAGAGGGGCCGUGUCUGGUGCACACCAUCACGGGGGAUCUCCUUCGGGCCCUCGAGGGCCCCGACAACUGCCUGUGUCCGCGCCUCAUCUCGGUGUCCAGCGAGGGUCACUGCAUCAUCUGCUACGAGCGUGGCCGCUUCUGCAACUUCAGCAUCAACGGCAAACUGCUGGCUCAGAUGGAGAUCAACGACUCCACCCGGGCCAUCCUCCUGAGCAGCGAUGGGCAGAACCUGGUGACAGGAGGGGACAACGGGGUCGUGGAGGUGUGGCAGGCCUGCGACUUCAAGCAGCUCUACAUCUACCCCGGCUGUGAUGCUGGCAUCCGAGCCAUGGACCUGUCACAUGAUCAAAGGACUCUGAUAACUGGCAUGGCGUCUGGGAGCAUUGUGGCAUUUAACAUUGAUUUUAACCGAUGGCACUAUGAGCACCAGAACAGAUACUGAGAGGAGAACAAGGCACAGCCCCACCCCUGCUCCCUCCCCACCCCCCCAAGCAGGACACAGGCUGAGGGGGACAGCCAAGCAACCAAGAACAAAACAAAACCAGAAGAAAAAAUGAAGAAAAAAAAACACAAAUGCGAAGAGAAAAAAUAUAUAAAUGUAUAAAUAACGAGAGAGAAUCUGAAAGACUUCAGCCUCUGGCCUCUCGGUGAGCAUUCCAUUCCACUUGGCAAUAGCAGCACACCAUAGUCAAACAUUUUCAUAUUGCCAUUUUUGUGUUUGAUUUUGCGUCUGAGCACCAGCUGAGCCACCUUUUACCACAUGAAUCGAUUAGACG